Messenger RNA from Pelmatolapia mariae (spotted tilapia), 3609 nucleotides. RefSeq names its product transmembrane BAX inhibitor motif containing 1a (gene tmbim1a). Gene Ontology annotation, cellular component: endoplasmic reticulum; Golgi apparatus. The transcript has 12 exons. The record is from RefSeq and is a predicted model, not a curated record. Gene Ontology annotation, biological process: negative regulation of apoptotic signaling pathway. Bases 292 to 1302 code for a protein of 336 amino acids. Lineage: Eukaryota; Metazoa; Chordata; Actinopteri; Cichliformes; Cichlidae.
GCCUUUCAAGCCUCGCUGUCCGCGAUGUGGGUGUGGGUGUGUGUGAGAGAGAUUCCUCCGGACCCCACCCUGCUUCCACAGUUCCAGGAAAAAAAAAACUUUUCACAGCUUCCCACUUCUGCCAGUGCUUCUCUGGAUAACAACAGCGGGAACAUAAAACAAGCCCACACUAAAACUUGGAGUACAGCAUUAAAGACAGUUUAAGGCUUUGUGAGUGACAGCGGGAGGAUAUCGCUCUUCUCUCUGGGACUGAGAACCACCGACGAGGUUGACGUCUCGUAAUUUGGCAUCAUGUCACACUACCCUCCAGGGUACGACGAAUCUCAUGGCCCGCUGUAUGGACCUCAGGGUGGGAACUACCCACCACCCCCUCCAUAUGGAUUCCCAUCAUAUGGUGGUUCACAGCCAGGCUAUCCCUCUGCUCCAUACCCUUCUGGUCCAAAUGCCCCUCUGUACCCAGGCCAGCCAGCUGGCUACCCUCCAGGCCCUUAUCCAGGGAAGCCACAGCCUGCUGGACAUCCAGGAUCUGGCUAUCCCAAUCCUCCUCCCAUGCCUCCUGUCGUUCCACCUACAAUACCAUCAGAUGUCCUGAGCUCUGGUGAUGAGUUUGCAGCAAGUGGCAGCGAUUGGGACAGUCUGAGCAUUCGGCAUACCUUCAUCAGAAAGGUGUAUUUGAUCUUGGCGUGUCAGCUCCUGGUCACCACAGCCAUUGUGGCCAUAUUCACGUUUGUCCAACCUGUCAAAUCUUUUGUAAGGAAAACCCCAGCUGUGUACUGGGCAUCAUACGCUGUGUAUUUCAUCACCCACAUCGUGCUGGUCUGCUGCAAGGGCCCCCGGAGGAAGUUCCCAUGGAACAUGAUUCUGCUCGGCCUCUUUACUCUGUCUUUGUCGUAUAUGACUGGAACCAUAUCCAGUUACUAUGACACAAAAGCAGUGUUUCUUGCGCUGGGAAUCACAGCUGUCGUCUGCAUCGCCGUCACAGUGUUCUGCUUCCAGACGAAGGUCGACUUCACCAAGUGCCAGGGCCUUUUCUGUGUCCUUGGUAUCGUCGUGUUCGUGACUGGCAUCAUUACAGCCAUCGUGCUGUCCUUCAAAUACAUAUUUUGGCUUCACAUGCUUUAUGCGGCUAUCGGAGCCAUAGUUUUCACUCUGUUCCUGGCAUAUCACACUCAGCUACUGAUUGGAAACAGAAAGCACUCCAUUAGUCCAGAGGAGUACGUGUUCGCCGCACUCUCCAUCUACGUCGAUAUAAUCCAGAUCUUCCUUUUCCUGUUGCAAAUUAUUGGUGCUUCCACCAAAUAAAAAUCCAGCGGCACAGUGUAGUGAAAUCAUUCCAUGCUUUUGAAAAGCUUUACUUUUCCAAUAGACAUUAAAAGAUUUUUAAAACCAUGGCGCUCUUCAGGGAAAAUGUCUAAGGGCUGAAUAUGAGAUUUUACAUUGUAGAUUAAACCUGAACUGCUGCUCAAAUGUUUGGGGUCACGCUGAUGCACCCUUUUCUUGAAAGGAAGAACUUUUGUUUUCAUCUAAUAACAGAUUAACUUGAUCAGAAAUGAUCAAGUUAAUCUUGAUCAGUUUAAUGACAGUUAAUUGUAAAUGUCCAAAUUAUGUGAGAUUAUGUACAUUUAUGGUUUGGGAUUUUCAUAAGAACACAGGAGUCAAUUUCAGCAUCAUCCCUCCUGUAUUUCUGAGGUGUAUUGUUACCUAAUGCAGGUUUUUCAUGGGACCAGGCUUAUUGAUCCCUAGACAAAAAACCUUUCCAAACACAGCUGAAAGCUGAUAAAGGAGCGUUCUAGUAUAGUUAUAGUAUAAUCUAGUAUAAUCACGCGAAAUGCUUCAAUCAGCUAGGUAAAUGAUUAGCUUCUUUAAUCUGUUUUCAGCUCUUGUUACAUGGUCAAUCUUUUUACAUGAAAAACUUGCAUUUAAGUAACAUGAUGUACCAUGAAAGUGGGCUUCUGUGUUUACGAUGUAAUCUUCCACCAUAUAUAUUGUAUUGGAGUUCCAUCUACUGUGUUAUCCAUGUGGAGGUGUUAAAGCAUGCUAUUCUGCAGUAAGCUAAUGUUUAAAUGUUCAGUUAACUGGAUGACUUUACAAUAAUAACAUUUAUUUUCUUGUUCUGUGAUCCAGCCAUGAACAGCUGAUCAGAGUUGUGUUAAAAAUUAAUGAUUUGUUUUUUGUUCUUGGUGUUUUUUUUUUUUUUGUUUUUUUUCAUCCCCUGCACAGUCAAGGCGUGGACUGAACCAUUGUUUCAGAGAACUGUACUAAGGAGACCUUUAAGAAAAAAAGAUUGAUUGAUUGACUGAGAUAUAUAUAUAUAUAUAAAAAUUAGUGAGAUAUAUAUCACUAAUUUAGGGCUGUCAAUGUUAACAUGGCUUAAUCCGUCGUCAUGAUUAACGCGAUUAAAAUUCUCAAUGCAAUUAAACCAUCUGGAGCGCAGAAUGGACAAACUUUGUACAAACUGCCCAAAUUGCCUUGAUGCAUGCAGAGAUUUUGAGUCAUUCUGCGCUCCAAAUGGGUUAAUUGCAUUGAGAAUUUUAAUCGCGUUAAUCGUGACAGCAGAUUAAUCCACGUAAAUGUUGACAGCCCCAGAAUAAUUCAAUUUAUCUUUUGUUUGCAUAACAUCUCUGAUCACACCUUGUUAAGUGUUUUGGGGUUUUUUUGCAAAAUAUGUAUAUUUCAAAGUGACCCCCCAAAAAUCUGAGCGAUAGUUUACAUCCCCAAAAAAUGCACUUUGUAAGAACUCUAUAUUUGUUUUUAUAUACUUUAAGCAGCUUAUCGGUGGUUAUGACUAAUACUAUUACCUAACUAUCUAAAGACACUGGAAUCCCAUCUGCAACAUUAUUCCAUAUUACUGGACUUAAUGCAGAAAGUGUCUGAUCUCCCUUCUGUGUAUGAACAUGUACAGCUACAAAUGAAUUCUCCCAUGUGUCUAAAUGCUACAAGAACAAGGCAAAUCCUAAAGUGUAACUUUCUGAGAUUGAUUAUGAAGUACAGUAGGGGUGGGCAUCUCCACAAAAUUUGAUCUCCGUUACUCAAGUAUGAGCAGAGUCAGUGUUUUGGGACACGUCCACCUCUGAAGCACGGCUCGGUGGCACUAAUCGCAGCCACGGCUCUGCUAUAUAGGUCACUUUAUUUGAAUUGUACUCCUUUAUAUCACUUCAGUGCCUUCACCGUGUCAAUGUCUGUUUGUUUGUUUUUUUCUUAACUUUACAGAAUACAGGGUUAUAAUAUGUUUUAUAGAGUUGUUAUAUGUGUGCCUGUAAAUAUAGUUGUGAGUUAGUCAGAUGUGGGUCAGACAGCGAGGGCCGGCAAGGCGGGAUUUUUCCACACAGGACAGCAUUAUCGGUGCCAUGUUGUUAAAGUACUGGAACAUUUCUGAACUCCAGUCUUUCAUUGUCCAAAUGUCCCUCCUGAGAUGAUCAGCUAAGUCCAUUAACGACAAAUUUAGAGCACAGCUUAAAGUUUAUAAAAGCCUCGACUCAAAUCAACAGAGGCAGACAUGUUUACUGUACACCACGGAUGGUUAGUGUGGAAGAGGGGGUUGUAAAUAUAUCAGUGCUACAGAAAAUCUAUUUGCUUAUCAUUAUAAAUAAAGUUUUCUUUUAGUCUUAA